AUGGAAGGGGAAUCAACGUCAUUAAAAACAAAUUUAACAGAGUGGAGGUUCAACCAAUAUCCAAAAUAUAUUUUGCUGCCAACAGACGAAAACCACGAGCAAAUUCGAGCGAACGUUAAGAAUGUUAUAUUUUCUGAGGUUAUACCACGUCCACUAGACCGUAACGUCCGUUUAGUUUGCGCAUCUGACGAAGUUCUUAGAAAUAUUUUGGAUAUGGACCCGGGUAUAACUUGUCAAGAAGAGUUUCUAGACUUUAUCACAGGUCGGAAAUUACCUUACGGCGCUUUGCCUGUCGCACAUCGAUAUGGUGGACAUCAGUAUGGAUUAUGGACUGGCCAAUUAGGAGAUGGAAGAGCACAUAUUUUGGGGGAAUAUGUGAACAGAAAAGGUGAACGCUGGCAAUUACAGCUAAAGGGCUCCGGGCAAACUCCUUACGCUCGUAUGCACGAUGGUCGCUCAGUGCUACGCUCGAGUAUUCGUGAAAUGGUGGCCAGUGAGGCAUGUUACCAUUUGGGCAUACCAACAACGAGAGCUGCCGCUUUGGUUGUAAGCGACGACUUCGUAAUACGAGACCAAUUCUACUCUGGGUGUCCACGUCGCGAGCGCGCAGCAAUUUUGCUUCGGUUGUCACCCAGCUGGUUUCGUUUUGGUUCUCUGGAGAUAUUGGCGAAAACUGGAGAAAUAUCUGUUCUAAGAUUACUUGCGGAAUUUGCUAUAAAGGAAUACUUUCCCGAGAUACAUUCCACGGAUGAGAAUCGAUUCAUACGAUUAUUUUCGGAGGUAGCGCAUAAGACCUUGGACCUGGUUGCUAAAUGGCAAGGUUUGGGUUUCGCACAUGGCCUUUUAAAUACAGACAAUAUGAGUCUACUUGGUCUAACACUAGAUUACGGCCCAUUUGGUUUUGUCGACUCUUACGAUGGAGGAUUUGUUCCCAACUGUUGCGAUGGAGAAGGAAGAUACGCCCUCGCUAAACAGCCUGACAUUGUUACAUGGAAUAUUGGUCAGUUGGCAAAUGCAUUAAAGCCUCUCUUGACGUCAUCACAGCAGGUGCAUUUGUCGCAUAUUUUGAAGACUUUAGACUCCUACUGCAAGAAUAAAAUCUUAGAAACGUUUUUAAUGAAAAUCGGUUUGAAAGAAGAGCGAUGGGGUGACGAGCAGCUGGUCGAGAAACUUUUGGACAUGAUGCAACAAACUGGCGCUGACUUCACUUUGACGUUUCGACAACUUUCUGAGCUGGAACCAAGCGAAAUGGUAAGCGAAAUAAAAUUGGCGGAGAAAUGGUCCCUGAAGCGACUAUCCUCGCACGCUUCAUGGGGCUGUUGGCUUGACCAAUAUAGAGAACGAUUGGACAAAGAAGCUGUAGAUGCAGGUUCUUUAGGUACGUUCGAGGAUGAACGUCGCAGGCGCAUGCUAAACGUUAACCCAGUAUACGUGCCGCGUAAUUGGCUGCUGCAUGAAGCUAUACAGGAUGCUGAAAUGAAUGAUUUUGGGAAAGUGAGAUUCCUGUUAGAUGUGAUGCGUAAUCCUUACGCCGUUCAACCAGAGGCUGAAAGACGUGGCUUUUCAGCACAACCUCCGCAGUGGGCUUACGCUUUGAAAAUUAGUUGUUCUAGUUGA
Molecule: messenger RNA, 1617 nt
Organism: Parnassius mnemosyne (clouded apollo)
Lineage: Eukaryota; Metazoa; Arthropoda; Insecta; Lepidoptera; Papilionidae
Source: the annotation of a GenBank genome assembly